GUGGCCCGUCUCUGCUAAAUACUCUCUGGCCAAAAGGAGGAAACGAGGAAUAAUGAUCAAAUCGGACAAACGUGCUGCCUGUAAGAUUCAGUAAUGGAUGUCAGUCGCUCCGUUCAAACGCUCAGAGAGUGGCUCGGCCUGGUGUGUGCGCUGUUUCUGCUAAUCGAUUCGGUUGUCGGAGAGCGUGCAAACGGAAUAAAAGAGCAGGAGUGUUAUAGUUACGCCAGUGGACACGUUUAUCCCGGAGAAGCCUUCCGUGUUCCAGUCUCUGAUCAUUCACUACACCUGAGCAAAGCCAAAAUUUCGAAGCCAGCACCACACUGGGAAGGAACAGCUGUCAUCAAUGGAGAGUUUAAGGACCUGAAACUGUCCGAUUAUAAAGGAAAAUACCUGGUCUUCUUCUUCUACCCACUGGACUUCACGUUUGUGUGUCCUACCGAGAUCAUCGCCUUUAGUGACCGCGUGCACGAGUUUAAGGCCAUCAACGCUGAGGUGGUCGCAUGCUCCGUGGACUCCCAGUUCACCCACCUGGCCUGGAUCAACACGCCCAGGAAGCAGGGAGGCCUUGGACCAAUGAAAAUCCCCCUUCUUUCUGACCUCACCCACCAGAUUUCCAAGGACUAUGGCGUCUUUCUGGAGGAUCAGGGACACACACUCAGAGGACUCUUCAUCAUCGAUGAUAAAGGCGUUCUGAGACAGAUCACUAUGAAUGACCUGCCAGUCGGCCGCUCUGUUGACGAGACCCUCCGACUGGUACAAGCCUUCCAGUACACUGAUAAACAUGGAGAAGUGUGCCCAGCUGGAUGGAAGCCUGGCAGUGAUACGAUUAUCCCAGACCCUGCAGGCAAACUCAAGUACUUUGAUAAACUCAACUGAGGUUAAUGAUUCACAAUUACUGUUUCAAAGAACAAACAAAAUAAAUGGAGUUUUGAUAAACCCGGAGUCUGUUUAAUCCCUGCACUGCAGUACGUGUCUGGUUGUUUGUAGGGCUGUAAAAGAAGCUUAUGUAUACAGUAUUUUUAACCAAACUGCUGGCCUGACAAACCGUUUGACAGUUUUGAUUGCACAGAGCUCUGAUUGCAAGUACAGGGGUGUUUUUCCUGAAAUUAAAAGAAAGCAAACUGAACCUUUUCUCCUUUCUAAUUGUGUUAGGAUUGAAUUACAACUACCACAAACAUUUCUGUUUAUUAUUAUAAUAGCCUUCUCUAACUGUGUGACACUAUGUGUCCUGUCCCUGUCAGGCUUAAAGGGCAAAGUGCAAACCUUUGAACAGUCUACAAA
Xyrauchen texanus (razorback sucker) is the source of this 1281-nucleotide messenger RNA. Its product is annotated as peroxiredoxin-4-like. The transcript has 7 exons. Gene Ontology annotation, biological process: cellular response to stress; cell redox homeostasis; hydrogen peroxide catabolic process. The coding region runs from base 94 to 876 and encodes 260 amino acids. The record is from RefSeq and is a predicted model, not a curated record. Gene Ontology annotation, molecular function: thioredoxin peroxidase activity. Gene Ontology annotation, cellular component: cytosol; endoplasmic reticulum. Lineage: Eukaryota; Metazoa; Chordata; Actinopteri; Cypriniformes; Catostomidae.